AUGUCGAGCAACCUGAUUAUCCGACCCGCAACACGCCAAGAUGUCCCGAUUAUCCUCGGCAUGAUGCGUGCAACUGCCGCUGAGCAGUGUGCCUCCUCCAGCGUGAAAGCAACCGAGCAGGACCUCCUCGACAACAUCGACUUUGGAGACUCAGACACCUCCAAUCCCUGUGGCCGCUUCACUAAGAUCAUCCUUGCCGUGGCACCAGAGGGUAUCGCCGGCAUGGCAACCUACUUCCUCACGUUUGCAGCCUGGCUUGGCCGAUCAGGAGUAUGCCUGGAAGAUCUCUACGUGGCCCCAGAGUACCGCCGCAGGGGCUACGCGCGGGAUCUCAUCCAGGCCAUCGCAAAGGAGGCCAAUGAGCUGGGGUGCUCUCGGAUGGAGUGGCAGUGCUACAAGGAUAACCACCGAGCUCUGCAGUUCUAUCAGAGCCUCGGGGCAAAGGUCAUGGAUCCGAUAGCCUACCUCCGUCUUGACAAGGAGGACAUGGAGAAGCUGGCAGAGGAAAAGACAGCUUCCUUCCUGAACUAG
Messenger RNA from Fusarium falciforme, 531 nucleotides. Its product is annotated as N-acetyltransferase domain-containing protein. The transcript has 2 exons. The record is from RefSeq and is a predicted model, not a curated record. Bases 1 to 531 code for a protein of 176 amino acids. Gene Ontology annotation, molecular function: N-acetyltransferase activity. Lineage: Eukaryota; Fungi; Ascomycota; Sordariomycetes; Hypocreales; Nectriaceae.